Paramisgurnus dabryanus is the source of this 1295-nucleotide messenger RNA. The record is from RefSeq and is a predicted model, not a curated record. Lineage: Eukaryota; Metazoa; Chordata; Actinopteri; Cypriniformes; Cobitidae.
CUUCUUUUAGAGUUUCUCUUCCUCAAAAUCUCUAUAUGAGAAUCAAAUUGUCUUCAUGUCUUCACUAAACUCAAACAGCUUCACAAACACAGACAAGAUGCUGAUAAUAUUCAUCAAUCUCUUCACUCUUCUCUCAUGUGUCAGUUCAGCUAAAGUUGUCACACAAAAACCCUCAGUACUGACAGAAGAAAAAGGAAAAUCUGUGACUAUGGACUGUAAUAUAGGAAAGGCAGAGAACUACUAUGUUUCUUGGUAUAAACAGCUUCCAAAUGCAGCUCCUCAGUUUGUGUUGAGACACUAUCCUUCUGAUAGCUCUCCUGAUGGGUAUGGUGCCAGUUUUUCAUCCAGCCGUUUCACAUCUAAAAAAAUGUCAAAUCUUGGCUAUCAGCUGAUCAUCAAUAAUGUAGAUGUGAGAGAUUCAGCUGUGUAUUACUGUGCAACAUGGGAUGGCUCUGUUAAUCUGAAAUCUAUCACUGUGGUAUUCGGACAAGGAACAAAACUCAUUGUGACCGAUUCAGGUGUUUCUCCUCCUGUUGUGAAGAUUUUGCCUCCAUCCAGUGAAGAUGUGAGCUCCAGUAAAGUGACUCUGGUGUGUUUGAUCAAUGACAUGUCUGUGGGAUUUGCUGAUGUGAGUUGGUUUGUGAAUGGAAACUCAGUUACUGAUGGCGUCUUCACCGGAUCUUCUGAACAGCAGCCGAAUGAGAAAUUCAAGUUGAGCAGUUAUUUAACCAUUGAAAGAUCAGAGUGGGAGAAAGACAAAGAUCUCACAUGUAAAGUGACUGCUGCUGGAAAGAUCACAAACACAAAGAUCAAGAAAUCUCAAUGCAAUGAAUAAAUGCAAAGAUUAUUUUGUUUUCAUAAAAACAUUUAUUAAUAUUGCCUGGCAUAGUGUAACAGAAAUAAUGCUUAUAGAAAAAAAAUGUUUAAGUGUAAAACAUAGUUUCUGCAAAGAAUAUUUCUGCUUUUAUUUUAUUAGUAAUUUGAUUUCCAUCCUUAAUAAAUGUGAAUAAACUUCAUAGUAAUUUGUAGUGAUUUUCUUAUUGAUUUUGAGUAGUAACUGAUGAAAUUCAGAAUGAUUUAGGUCUAAAAGAAAGAAAUUAAUGAAUUACUGAAAUAAACCAUCUUCAGUUUGCAGUAUCUAAAUCUCUAUCAUUCAUGUAUUGCUUAUCCAUUUAUUGAAAUUAUAAAUUAAUAGUGUUUUUAAAAAAAUCUAAAUAACUGGAUAAUAUCACAGAAGAGUAUACUGUAGUUAACAGAACAGAAUUUCACAGACUAAGAUUCACAUGAAGUCUCAG